UAAUGCAGCAUGGGCGAAAAUACCAGACCCAAAAGCUACAGCCGAGGAAGCAGACCGCUCUACUGUUAACGAUUUUGGACGAUUGAACUGAAAGUGAUGUUCCAACAAUGCCGAUAGUGGAUAAACUCAAAGAGGCGUUAAAGCCUGGUCGAAAGGAGACGGGGGAUGAGGGGGACCUCAACAAACUGUUGGCCUCUUCUGCCAAGAAGGUCCUCUUGCAGAAGAUCGAGUUUGAGCCUGCCAGCAAGGGUUUCUCAUAUCAACUGGACAGCCUGAAGAACAAGUAUGUUAUCCUCAAUCCCCGCAACGAGGGCGCUACGGGCCAGAAGGCCUCAGAGCCGGCCUCGAUAAAGAGGCAAGUCUCAGAGAACUCAGGUGGGGGCCAGAGCGACGGGAUCUCUGCCCCACAGAAGAUGCUCUUUCCAGGGAGUAAGCUCACCCUUAAAUGGGAGCGUGUGUACAGGGUGGGAGCCGGUCUCCACAACCUGGGAAACACCUGCUUCCUCAACUCCACAGUGCAGUGUCUCACCUACACCCCGCCACUUGCCAACUACUUACUCUCAAAGGAGCACAGCCGUGCCUGUCACCAGCCAGGCUUUUGUAUGAUCUGUAUAAUGCAGAACCAUAUCAUUCAAGCCUUUGCCAACACAGGCAAUGCCAUCAAGCCCGUCUCCUUCAUCAGAGACCUGAAAAAAAUUGCCAGACAUUUUCGCUUUGGAAGCCAAGAGGAUGCUCACGAAUUUUUGCGGUACACCAUCGACGCCAUGCAGAAAGCCUGUCUCAAUGGCUACCCCAAGCUCGACAGGCAGACCCAGGCCACAACCCUGGUCCACCAGAUCUUUGGAGGUUACCUCAGAUCAAGAGUGAAAUGCUCUAUUUGUAAAAGUGUGUCCGACACGUAUGACCCUUACCUGGACAUCGCUGUAGAGAUUCGGCAAGCAGCAAACAUUGUUCGUGCCCUUGAACUGUUUGUUAAACCAGACGUACUAUGUGGAGAGAAUGCCUACAUGUGUGCCAAGUGCAAAAAGAAGGUUCCGGCGACCAAGCGCUUCACAAUCCAUCGACCAUCUAACGUGCUGACCGUUUCUCUGAAGAGGUUUGCCAACUUCAGCGGCGGGAAAAUAACAAAGGAUGUUGGGUACCCAGAGUUCCUGAACAUCCGCCCCUACAUGUCUCAGAGCUCAGGCGACCCUGUGAUGUACGGCCUCUACGCGGUGCUGGUGCACUCCGGCUACAGUUGUCACGCUGGCCACUAUUACUGCUAUGUCAAGGUGAGCUGGGCAGAG
This is a messenger RNA of Notothenia coriiceps (black rockcod), 1286 nucleotides long. RefSeq names its product ubiquitin carboxyl-terminal hydrolase 36-like. The transcript has 10 exons. The annotation marks the transcript as partial. Gene Ontology annotation, molecular function: cysteine-type deubiquitinase activity. The record is from RefSeq and is a predicted model, not a curated record. Gene Ontology annotation, cellular component: nucleus; cytosol. Lineage: Eukaryota; Metazoa; Chordata; Actinopteri; Perciformes; Nototheniidae. Gene Ontology annotation, biological process: regulation of apoptotic process; protein deubiquitination.